AUGAGUAAAGACGAGUUCAAGACGAAUUAUGAAGACCAACUAGAAGAAUGGGCUCGAUAUCAGGAGGCUUGGUCCAAAACCUUCAAUCAGUGUCUGGAAGAGCUAGAGGAGGAGGUUGCUGGACCAUCAAGCCCCCCACCAGUAAUCAAAGAUGAACAGCAGGAGUAUUGGGGGCCAAAUACUCUGAAGGAAUGGGCUCUUGACGGCCACGGCAGCUCUGGUUUGCAUAACCUGACGGGAGAACAACAUCCCGAGUUACCUAACGAUCCUGAAGGAACCCUAGACGACCAUGAGCUUUUCAAUUUUUGGCAAAGUGAAAACCAAGAAAUGAUCAAAUCUGAAGAAAUUCCUUGCCAACAACAAGAAUUAGGGGAUCAACAUUCCAAGCUACCACCCAACGACACUGGAGGAAGCCAAUACCAGGGAAUCCUCAACUCUGAAGCCGGAAGCCAACAAGGGGAAUUGGGGAAUCAACACCCUGAAUUACCCAACGAUACUGGAGAAAGCCAACAAAAACCACAGAAUUUUGGUGAAAGUUCACGGCAAGGGUUGCAAACUUUUCAGAACAAUCAACUGGAAGGACUGAAAAGCUUUGAUGAAGGUCAACAGCAGGAACCAACUGACCAGUCAGAGUUGAAUGAACCAUGGAACGGCGAUCUAUCCUCUCCAGCACCGAGACACACAGCUCCAGAGUCUGAUGACUAUGCUUCCACAGUUUCUGGUUCCCAGUCUUCUCCUAAGCCAACUGACCUCGAGAAAUACCUCCCAUAUCUGGGCCCCGAAGAGAAUCUCACUCCCGAGGAACUUAAAGCAAAGCUGCAGUUUCAGCACGAUGUCUUGUCGAUGCAUCGGUAUAACCAGCGCCUCGCAGAGAAAAAGUCAAAAGAAAAAGCUAGGAUGAAAAGCAAAGAUAAGGGCAAGGGUAAAGAGAGGAUCCAAAACAACCUCGUUUACGACCCAGCAAUCCAUAAAUUUGAUCCCUCAACCAUAUAUGCAGGCCCCUCUAAUAUGAAAAAGCGUUUUUAUUAUGAGAUCUCUGAUGAUGAUGAAGAGCCAGGCCAACAACAACCACGGCAGUCGCGCAAAGUAGGGGAGAAACAGGAACACCCAAAGCAACAAGAAGAUGAUAUCACCUUCGAGGAAUUCCAGGUUUUGUACAUGAACCUCGAUCCGAACAUUGUGUACACUCUUCGCGAAGGCGAACAGGGGCCAAGCUCAAAGCGUGCCAAAAUGAGCAAUGGCGGGCGCCCUGUACGCCCCCCUAAAGAGGAUGAUAGAUGGAAUAUCUGGACAGUCGGAGAUCCAAGCCUCAAACUCAGGGGAUCCAAUAUAUCUGCGGAGUAUCUGAGGACGGUGUUAUUUGAAGAUGCGGGUGCCUCUGGUGAGCGGAGGACAAAGUGGUCGCUGACCAAAUUGUGCGAGAGAUUGGUCCAGAGAAGGGAAUAUAGGGAGAAGGAGGCACGCAGAUUAGGAACCAGACCUUUUGGGAAACCAAAGAACUGGAGCCCGGAGCUUCCAUGGUGGAAUUAUUUCGAUGAUGUUUAG
This is a messenger RNA of Morchella sextelata, 1545 nucleotides long. RefSeq lists its product as uncharacterized. Lineage: Eukaryota; Fungi; Ascomycota; Pezizomycetes; Pezizales; Morchellaceae. The coding region runs from base 1 to 1545 and encodes 514 amino acids. The transcript has 3 exons. The record is from RefSeq and is a predicted model, not a curated record.